AUGACCUCCCCCAGCAAGAGGAAGCUGGUGAAGCCGGAGCCGCUCGCCGGGAAGAAGAAGGCGAAUGCGCGCGCGGGGGUGAAGGCGGAGGGGCGGUCCGCGGUGAGCGGCGGAGUGACGAGCGGGGUGGUGAGCACACUGGGCAGCUCGUCCCUCGCUGAACGGACGAAUGGGGCGACCGCCCCCCGCUUGCCCCCGCCCACCGGGCCGCCUCGCUACAGCAGACUGAAGAAGGGAGCGAUCAUCGAAAUCACGGUGUUCAACUGGAUGGUGUUCAGCGGGCCGGUGACGCUGAAGGCGGAAGAAGGAAUCAACCUGAUCGCGGCGGCGAACGCGAGCGGCAAGUCGUCCCUCGUGUGCGCCCUGGUCUUCGGUCUGGGCUACAACUCGAGCAUCCUCUCGAGAAACAAAGAACUAAUCAAUUACAUAAAAAAAGGAGAAAAAAAAAGCUUCAUAGAAAUUAAGCUAAAGAAAGAUGAGAGGACAAACACGACCAUAAAGAGAAUCAUGAACAUCACGCAGAAUAAAUUGGAAAGUUUUUGGUUUGUAAAUUGCAAAAAGGUUAGCCACACAGAGAUACUGGAGCUGCAGAAGGAGUUCCACCUCAAUCUGGGCAACUUAAUAACAUUCAUGCCGCAGGAAAAUGUGAGCAAAUUCUCUAGGCUAAGUCCGGAGGAGCUGUUCGAGUGCACACUCAUGGCGAUAGAUAAGAACCUGUUGGAGAGGUACCACCAUUUGAAGAAGCUCAUAAGGGAAAAGAAGGAGGGAGAGCACAACGUGCAGCUGCUCACCCAUCAGGUGAAGGAGGAGGAGAAACUGAUCACCGAUUUGGAGGAAAAAAAAGGGAAAUUUGAAAGUUUAAAAAAGUUACUAGCCAAAGUUAGGACCUACAGAGUGAAGAAAUCCAUUCUAGCCAUGAACGCGAAGAAGAAGCAGCUGGCAGAUGUGAAAGCCAAAAUGGACUCCCUCGUGAAGGAGAAAAAUGAGCACUUCGAAACCCUCAGGCAGUACCUAUCCGAGGUAGAGAAGUGCCACAAGGUGAUCAACCACCUGUCUGAGCAGCUCGCCAAGGAAAAGAAAAAAAUUAAAGAGGCAACCACUCGGUACGUCCGAAUUAACGUCCAGUUGGACGAGAUAGAGGCGGAAAUUCUCGGCGAGGAAAAGGUCAUGGAGGACGCGGUGCAGCACCUGCACGAAAAUGAGGAGUACAUAAAAAAUUUAGACAAAAGGAAAAAGAAAAUCGAGGAGGAGCUCCACCAGAUAGAGAGGUUCUUCCGUGAGAGGGGCGCCCAAAUGGGGGUGCCCGUGGGAGUGCCCGUGGGAGUGCAGUUUGGAGAGGACGACCCGGGGGGCCUCGAACAGUCCCUUCAAGAGGAACUGCAAAACCUGGCGAACGCGAACAAGCAGCUGCUGAUGAGGAAGUACGCGCUGCAGACGGAGCACGCCUCCCUGGUCGAGAAGCUGCAGAAGAGGCAGAACUACCAGAACAUCCAGGAGGAGAAGUUCCUAAACAGCAUAGAGUUCACCCUGCGCGAAAGGAUCCUAAAUUACAAGAGGGACAUCAAAAGCAUCGUUCGCACGCACCGCCUGUUAAGCGAGUCCGCUCUGGAGGACAUCCGAAAGGGGUACGACCUAUCUAAGAUCACCAGUCAGAACGAAAUGAAUGGAGCAAUCAUCGAUGAGCUGUCCAAGCGAAACAUCAUUUACGGCCCCCUCUGCAAAUACAUCAAGUGCAUCAACCCGCAGUUUGACUACGUGCUGGAAUUUUCCCUAAAAAAGUAUUUCAAUAGCUUCCUCCUCAUCGAGAAGGAAAACACACCCCUACUGGAGUCGCUCUACAAGAACUACAAACUAUCGGUCAUCACCAUGUCGAGGGAGAAUCACAAGCUGUGCCACGUGACCAACGAAAUGAGAGAGAGGGGAGUGGAAUGCUUCCUAUACGAGUUAUUUGAAAGUCCCCAGAUUGUAAAAAAUGGCCUCAUGAAUUUCAUCCCCAUCAAUAUCUCCUUCGUAGUUCGAGAGGGAACCUUCAAAAAUAAAACCACCAAGGAUAUCACCAGCUUUAAUAACUUUAUGCUGGAAGAAAUUGCGAAGCAGACCAACGAGCAGGUGGGCAGUCUCCUCUACUUCUGCGAGCAGAACGUCCACCGCUACAGGAUAAGCACCUACAAUCAAAAUGUCUUCAUUGAUAGCUUCUCCUUCGUCGACAGGAGGUGCAAAAUUUUAUACUACAUCAGCUCGGAGGUGAAAAAGGACAUCUCCAAUUUGGAAAGAAGGCGAAGCGAGUGCGAAGGGGAGCUGCUCACCUUGAAGAGCAAAAUGGACGAAAUGGACCUCCAGAAGAAGCAAAAAAAUGACCAACUGAAUAACCUCAUUUUACAAAAGAGCGAAGUGAACAUUAGGAAAAAGAAAAAGCUGCUCCUCCUUAGGGAGCUCAAAAGCGUGGAGGAAAAUCUCAACCUCUACCUCAAGGGGGAACAACUCAUCGAUGAGAAAAAAGACAAAAUAAGCAAACGGAUUAACCAUUUGAAUGGGAGGAAGGUGCAGCUUUGCGCCGACUUCUUUGACACUUUGAAGGGGCACAAGGCAAACGACAUGGAGGCCUUCUCCCUCUGGAGGAGACUCUCCCAGUGGAAAAGGUACCUCUCCUUGGUCAGGACUCAAAACGCAGAAAGUGAAAGGAAACACCAAACGAUUAAAUCCCAAAUUGAUUUAGAAAACACCAAACAUGCUGCCCUCACACACCAUAUUGAAGAGCUAGAAAAUUUAAUAAAGGUACAGAAGGGGGAACUCUCCAAGGAGGAAACCAAAUCGCUCAACGAGAUUAAACUCUCACUGGAAGAAAUUGAUAGCAUUCUGCAGGACUGUGCCAUUCAGCAACGGAUUUACAAUAACCUGGAAAGGAACGAAGAGAGGUACAACGUGCUCGUUCUUUCCAUCGAACGGCACAAUGAAAAUGUGAAGAGGAAAAAGGAACAAUUAAAAAACCUAGGAAAGGAACUCGAAACGAAUGGCAAGCAAAUCCAGUUUGUCCUCUCCAACUGGGUUAACCAAAUCGACGAGUGUAUCCUCUUCCUCAAUCAUAAUUUGGAGAAAUUUAUUUCCUUUAUAAAUCCAGAAUACGGUGCCAAAAUUGAACUAGUCAAAAAAAACGAGCUCUUCGAACGAUGCGAAUUAUACAUCAAGGUGAAAUUUAAGAAGACCGCUCCGUUUCUACUACUCUCCGUUUCUCAUCAGUCCGGGGGAGAGCGCUCCCUCACCACCAUGCUGUAUAUCCUCUCCAUUCAGAAGCUUACCAAGAACGGCUUCUACGUGCUCGACGAACUCAACCAGGGCCUCGACCAUACCAACGAGAAGAAAAUCUUCGAACUCCUCUCCUGCCUCUCCAACCCCUCCAUGUACAAGCAGCACUUCAUGCACCACUACGAUUACAGGCACAUUCAGAUUGACUACCAGUCCAAGCCCCAGUACUUCAUCCUCACCCCCCAGAUCAUUCGCGACAUCUUCUUCAGGGACAUCACCGUGCACUACCUCUUCAACGGCUUCGGCGUCCUCUCUGGCCAGUUCGACGAGGUGGAGCCAGCGGCGGGGGUGGAAGCGGCGGGAGUGGCGGAAGCGGCGGCGGAGGACCUCCUGGGAGACGACUUCUAA
Plasmodium vivax (malaria parasite P. vivax) is the source of this 3651-nucleotide messenger RNA. RefSeq names its product SMC family, C-terminal domain containing protein. Gene Ontology annotation, biological process: double-strand break repair via homologous recombination. Gene Ontology annotation, molecular function: ATP hydrolysis activity; ATP binding. The transcript has a single exon. The record is from RefSeq and is a predicted model, not a curated record. Gene Ontology annotation, cellular component: Smc5-Smc6 complex. The coding region runs from base 1 to 3651 and encodes 1216 amino acids. Lineage: Eukaryota; Apicomplexa; Aconoidasida; Haemosporida; Plasmodiidae.